This is a messenger RNA of Nakaseomyces glabratus, 822 nucleotides long. RefSeq names its product 18S rRNA (guanine1575-N7)-methyltransferase (gene BUD23). Gene Ontology annotation, molecular function: rRNA (guanine) methyltransferase activity. Lineage: Eukaryota; Fungi; Ascomycota; Saccharomycetes; Saccharomycetales; Saccharomycetaceae. Gene Ontology annotation, cellular component: nucleolus. Gene Ontology annotation, biological process: rRNA (guanine-N7)-methylation. The record is from RefSeq and is a predicted model, not a curated record.
AUGUCUCGUCCCGAAGAGCUUGCACCACCGGAGAUCUUUUAUAAUGAUUCGGAAUCAAAGAAAUAUACUGCAUCUACCAGAGUGCAGCAUAUUCAGGCUAAAAUGACCUUACGUUCUUUGGAGCUUUUAAAUAUUGAGCCUAACUCUUUCAUAUUAGAUAUCGGUUGUGGUUCUGGUUUAAGUGGUGAAAUUUUAACUGAGGAAGGGCAUGUGUGGUGCGGUCUAGAUAUAUCUCCAAGCAUGUUGGCUACCGGUUUAACUAGAGAGCUGGAAGGAGACCUGAUGUUGCAGGAUAUGGGUCAAGGUAUACCAUUCAGACCUGGUACAUUUGAUGCAGCUAUAAGUAUCAGUGCGAUCCAAUGGCUAUGUAAUGCUGACACUUCAUACAAUGACCCGAAGAGAAGAUUAAUGAGAUUUUUCAACGGUUUAUUUGCAGCAUUGAAGAAAGGUGGUAAGUUUGUUGCACAAUUCUAUCCAAAGAACGAUGACCAAGUUGAUCAGAUAUUGCAGGCUGCUAAGGUCGCUGGUUUCAGCGGUGGUUUAGUAAUUGACGAUCCAGAAUCGAAGAAGAAUAAGAAGUACUAUCUUGUGUUGAGUUCUGGUUCUCCAAGUAACGAAGAAAAGCAAGUUAACCUGGAAGGUGUUACCAUGGAUGCUACUGAUGUAGACUCAAAAGAACCAAGACAUAAACAGUCGAAGACAUUACUAGGUGAAUCGAAGAAGAAUUUCAUUAUGAGAAAGAAGGAACUUAUGAGAAGGCGUGGUAGACAGGUUGCUCAUGACUCCAAGUUUACCGGUAGAAAGAGAAGAACGAAGUUUUGA